UUAAACGUGAAAUGAGAAAGAAAAAACACCUGUCGUUACAGCCACAUGACGAUGAAAACAUGUCCCAGAAGGUUCUGUUCAUUAAGCUGCUGUUGCUGCAUUACACAACCCAGAGUCAGUUUGAAAUGAAUGCAGACUGCAAUACAAAUGUUUCAGUGAAGUGCCCAGGUGUUGACUUGGGUAAAAAGGAUUUCAUCUCUUUGGCAUGGUACAAGUUCAACAACAAGGAAAAAGUUGGCAUCAUCAGGAAGGGUAAACAGAACAGCAUACAGGACUACGACUUCCCUCGAUCACCCAAACCUGAGUUUGGGGAGCAAUACAGUCUGUUCCUUGCCCGGGCUACACCUAACGACUCGGGCAUCUACGAGUGUGACAUCAGUGCAAAUGUAGGGGGUCAAAAUCUGAAUCUCAAAGUCAACCUAACAGUUCAAGCAUGUGUGAUCCAGACUGACCUGACGACAGUGUCAACAAUGACAACUGUGUCUACCACAAGUCAGCUCAACCUGACCUGCAGCAGUCAAGGGGAGGACCUGCCAGUCAUGUGGAGCAUCCUAGGCUAUGUGGCAGUGGGCCUCGCCAAAAUCAUUUUUUCUCUGAUCAGCAUUCGGGUUAUUCAAGCUGUCCGUAUGAGGUCUUCAAGACGACGGCGGCAUAGGUGGUGAAGCUGAUGUGAGAUCAUGUAAAUAGUCACACAAAUCUCCUAAAUCUGCAUGUACAAGUGAUUGUAUUUGCGCAUUUCUUCUUAUUUAUUGGCCUUUACUUGUUUUUUAAAGAUAUCUUUUUUUAUAUUUCCAGUAAAUUGUCUUUCGGUUUGUUUAAAAUGUGUCACUGUGUUGAAUCAAACCACUUGUUGUGUUUUUUAUAGUGAUAAAAGAGGUCACCUUAACCAGAAACGUUUGAAACCAUAAACUACACAGGAACAGACAUGAGAAGAUGUAAUGCUUCUUUAGAAAAACCACCAAACUCACCAUGCACACACUGCUACAGCUGUAAACCACAUAUGUUGUAGCGUAUGACAGAAAAGAAUAGAAUAGAAUAGCUCUUCAUUGUCCACCAGGGCGGAAAUUUGUCUUCGGCCCACCAGAAACAAGAAACGGAUGUGCAAUUUAUAAAACAAGCAAAUAGACAAGAUCAUUAAAAACACUUUAAUCCUGAAUUUAUCUGGAAAUCACUUUGUGUCAUAAUUAAAACUGUCACCAUAUUCUAAAAGAAGUACAUGUGACAGACAGUUUGUAAAAAAAAAUCACCUCCCUCUUACCAGCAGUGACUCUAAUGGCAUUUAAACAGGAGAGACAGAUGAAUAAAGCAAGGAUAAAGUUUAAUACAGAACAUGGGUGAACAGGUUAACUGAUGAUUUGAGCUGAUUAAGAUUUAACAGAAAAACGUUGGCGCUUGGACACCAGAGGGAGACUUUUUCUGAUCAAGGGACAUCUGAAUGUCAGCAAGAACAAUCCCGAAACUCGUAGUGGUGGUGGUGGCGACUGAUGACUCUGAGGUUGAUGACUGGUGGGGCAGAUGAGGCUGAUUAAUCUGUGAAGAUUAUGCAGUGAUGGGGAGGAUGAGGGUGCCCACGACUGCAGCAUGGAGGAACUACAGGCAGAAAAAAAAACUUAUUUAAAAUGAGAAGCACUAAGAUGAUAA
Epinephelus lanceolatus (giant grouper) is the source of this 1641-nucleotide messenger RNA. RefSeq lists its product as uncharacterized. The record is from RefSeq and is a predicted model, not a curated record. NCBI's taxonomy places the organism in Eukaryota, Metazoa, Chordata, Actinopteri, Perciformes, Serranidae.